Oncorhynchus tshawytscha (Chinook salmon) is the source of this 2136-nucleotide messenger RNA. RefSeq names its product nucleic acid binding protein 2 (gene nabp2). The record is from RefSeq and is a predicted model, not a curated record. Gene Ontology annotation, cellular component: SOSS complex. Gene Ontology annotation, molecular function: DNA binding. The transcript is spliced from 7 exons. NCBI's taxonomy places the organism in Eukaryota, Metazoa, Chordata, Actinopteri, Salmoniformes, Salmonidae. Gene Ontology annotation, biological process: mitotic cell cycle checkpoint signaling; double-strand break repair via homologous recombination; response to ionizing radiation. Bases 318 to 917 code for a protein of 199 amino acids.
AUCUCAUGCGCAUCACAUAUAAUCCAUGGUCAUUGGAUACAAUUUUGAUUGAAACUAAAUUUGACCAACAGAAUGCCCGCCACUACUGUACUGACGGUCACAAAAAAAUGAACAGUAGCUAGGUUUUUAUUUUAUUUUAACAGCUAGCUAGCUCUUUUACAAACAGGAAAACAAUACUUGUUUUUUAACUCACUUGUUCCAUGGCUUAAAAUCCAUUAUACCGGACAAAUCAGCUGUGGACGACAAUACACACUGUUGAGGGCUGCUUUGGUACAGAAUUGACUUACACUUUUGGAUGCAUGACGAGGAUCUGAAAGAUGACGACCGAGACCCAUGUCAAGGACAUCAAGCCAGGACUCAAGAAUCUCAGUGUCAUCUUCAUCGUACUUGAAACAGGACGAGUGACAAAGACAAAGGAUGGGUAUGAGGUGCGGACCUGUAAGGUGGCCGACAAGACCGGCAGCAUUAGCAUCUCAGUUUGGGAUGAGGUAGGGGGACUGAUCCAAACCGGUGACAUCAUCAGACUCACUAAGGGAUAUGCGUCUGUGUUCAAAGGUUGCCUGACUCUGUACACGGGUAGAGGUGGAGAGCUGUCGAAGAUUGGAGAGUUCUGCAUGGUGUAUUCAGAGGUACCAAACUUCAGUGAGCCUAGCCCAGAGUACUCUAACAUGGACCAGAUGAAGAACAAGACUGUAGUCGGUGACCAAGGAAACAUACUGAACAACAACAAUAACAGCUCAGCUGGUAAUGAAACUACCAAUGGGAACGGUGUAAACUCUCAAGGUUCCAGGAGCUCGACUAAUCCUCAACAGGGAGGGCAGGCUGGCAGUGAUGUUGGCAGCAGAGCAGCCAAUCCAGGAGCAGGAGGGACAGCUGUCAGCAAUGGAAAGGAGACUAGACGUUCAGCAAAAAGAUGAUUGGAGCAGAAGGAAGCAAAGUCCAUCCCUCUCCAGAAAUGUCAAAUGAGAAGACUAAUGCUGCGUUCGAAGUGGAAUUUACCACCAUAGAGUUAGGACUCUAAAUGGAUAAAACCCAUUUUGGCAUGAACCUUGCUAUUGAGGGUUUCACCAUUUUAAAGUAGUCAAAUGGGUGGGACUUCCUAUGGGUAAGGAAGCAUCACAUGAAGGAUGAUAGUCAAGUUUUUCACUAGUAAUUACCAGCUGGAGGGCUGUUCAAAUGUAUUUUCCCAGUUGUAUAUGGUAAACGUUAAGACAUUUGAUUUUAAUUAGGUUUGUUUACAAGGAACACUAAAGUUCACUAAAGGUUAUGUAACCAUCAAGAAAAAGUAUUUGUGAGAAAAAUAUAUUUUUUCUUUCUUUUUUACAAUUAAGCUGCUUAAUGGAAAGCCAUAACGUGUUUUUCAACAUCAGGCAGUUUUCCACAAUGAGAUGUCGAAAAUAUAAAAUUACUCUUAACUAAUGUGCUGUGUAGGCUCUGUGCAAAACGUAGCCCAAACCUGACAGAUUGAUGUGAAGUUGGAUUCAGAAAUCCUUAAUUGCCAGAAUCCUUAGUUGCUACAUCCAUUUUUGGAUGUAUAAAUAAAUGAUAUUGAUUUUUGAUGAAUUUAACUUAUAAAUGCCUCAUGAGCUUAUGUCAACUGUCAUACCCCAUCAGAUUCAGAACCUUGUGACAGCAGCCACACUUUAAAUGUUGUACGACCGUUCAAACUGGUCUGGAAUAGUGAGCUUACAUGACAAUUUUUACUCCAAUGUUUGUAAACAAACUGUAUAGCCUCAUAACAUGGUUAAAACUACACAUUUGGUAUCAUGGAUGGUCAGUCCUUGCAUCCAUAGAUCUGUUUAUUAAUUUGAAAGUGGUUACACUUCUCCAGCCCCAGAUAGAUAAGAAGAUAGAGAGAAAAAAAAAAUCAUCAUACACUAUUGUUUCAAUGAAGGAUUCUGGCUUGAAAAUGUAAAAUAAAGAAAACAAAGUAGAUAUAUAUUAAGCAAUAGCAAUUUAUUUAAACAUAACCAAUCCUAAGCCACAACACUGAAUGACAAGACUCAAAUGCUGUAGCAUACAUUGUAUAAAAUCGAUCAGGUUUCAAUGCCUUGGUUUGUUAAGUUUCUCCUGUAAUGUCAGAAAGGUCAAUGCAAAUUACACUGUUUCACUAAAAUCAUUAAAUCAUGUAUUUUA